Messenger RNA from Dreissena polymorpha, 11157 nucleotides. RefSeq lists its product as uncharacterized. The coding region runs from base 82 to 10359 and encodes 3425 amino acids. Gene Ontology annotation, molecular function: protein binding. The record is from RefSeq and is a predicted model, not a curated record. NCBI's taxonomy places the organism in Eukaryota, Metazoa, Mollusca, Bivalvia, Myida, Dreissenidae. The transcript has 23 exons.
AUAUCGCCAAAGUGUUUUUCUCUUCCUGGUUGUUCUAUCGAGUGAUAUGUACCACUGUUGUAUUUUCAACAGAUAAAAGACAUGAAGCGGUUGACGAUUUUCUGUUGUUUGAGUUUUGUCAUUGUUUUCAAGGUAUCAAACUGUGAAAGGGGCUGCUUUUUUGACCUGCUCGAUUUAUCCAGGUUAGACACGUGCUCUGACGAAAAUGGACAUACUCUGCUGGAGUUGUCUGUCCGACAGGCCAGGCACAGUACUAUCUGUACAUACCGACGAUGUGAGAUACUCUGCCACAUUGAGUGCAAGAAUGGGAACUGGGUUGAUUUAGAUGGAACUACGGAAGAAACAAAACUUGAUGAAAAUUGUGAAGAUAAACCAAUUGACAUGAAGUUGGCAAAACGCAAGAAAAGGUUUUUGUGGGGAAGAAGAAGAUCUCCACCUCCUCCACCACCACCACCGCCACCACCUGCAAAUUGUGGUCAGCCUCCAGUUUUUAUGGACGCAACAGCUAGUGCGGCAUCAACGCUACAGGGGUCCAUAGCGACUUAUACGUGCUCCUUUGUGUGCAUGUACAGUAUCGGUCCGAUGACGCUCACCUGUCAAUCUAAUGGCCAGUGGAGCGGAGAAACAUCUGCUUGCUACUUAUGUCCAGGCAUAACACAAUGUCUGCACAGACGCUGUACCAACCCACACGAUGUUUACUGCAAUACAUGUUAUGAGGACAAUGCUAUAUUCAAACGGCAAAAUGGAGAUACACAAUGCUUACGAAUGUGCGCAUGGAACAACCAUUAUUGCUGGCCGGGUAUUUGCGGUGGUGGAUUGGCAGAGAACUGCGUGUGUGCACCUGGUUUCACGAAGAGAUAUGUAGAAGACGUUAGUGCCGUCAAUGCAGGGGAAACAUCGUGUCAACUCGACGGCAAAACGUUGCCAGAUUUGUUGACAUGCAACACAGUAGCAGUGGGAGUUAAUGGAGAAAAGAAACGCGCUCUUAGUCCAGGAACAUUGACAUCGUGUCCCUUUCUUCAGGACAUGUACGGAAACUUUCAACCAGUGAAAAUAGAAAUAGAAUUUACCUCAGAAUUUACUGUCAAUAUUUCGUCCUAUGCCAGCAGUCGGCCAUCUUUUAUCAAAGAGGAAAACUUCGGUAUCAGCGAUACUAGGGUCAAAUUAAAACUAAAAGCGAUAUCAGGGGCAUAUUCAGAACUGUCAGUGCACCAGUUGUUAACAGACACAACCAGUAGCUCCUCCGUCAAACAGACCAACCAUGACCUUAUAGAUAUAACAGUCGCUGAUCAUAAGUACAAUCUUCAGAAUGGCGAAGCAUUAUGCGUGGAGUUCAUAUCAAAGGCUGGGGGAUACCUAAAGAGCAUUGAUACAAGAGGGACAGACCAUUUAAUAUCAGACUAUGUGCCUUACACGAAAGUAGCACACAGCCGCACACUUUGCUACAGGUAUGAUAAUGCUGCCCCAGAGCACUGCUCACAAUUAGGAUCGUGCACAUCAGAACCACUCAGGCUGCACCAAAGAAUAACCCGAAUUCCAUUAACCAGAGUCGAUUUUAUUGGUUGGGUUGAUCCAAUUCCAAACGGGGGAGAAACAACCCAAGCUUCGUCAGUGGAGAGCUUUCAAAUAACAGUGAAUGAAGUACCGCCAUCAAAGGGGCCAUUGAAGGUUGACUAUAACAAAAACGUUUUGUCACAAAAAGUUGGCUAUAACAUUCAACACAUUGACUUGAAUCUGACAGUUACCGCACCACGCUUAUACUGUAUAACAUUGGAAGUAAAAGAUGUGGCAGAUAAUGUGAAACAGGCUAGACGUUUUAUGUUAGUUGACGGUACGAGCUAUAUAGAAACAUGGAACGAAAAACCGUUCAUAUUUAGCACUGCUUCUCCAGCUACACAAUUUCAAUGGCAAACAAACCAUAACAACAUAUGUCUUACAUGGACAGACCACUUUGUCAAUAUGUUUUAUUAUAAUAAUAACCUGUUAAAGGAAAUUGAGUCUGAUCCACACGGACAUAUAAGUGGAAUUUAUGACCAAAAUACUGGUUCACUUCCAGUAAGCGGCACUCCGAAUGUACACGGAAUAAUGGCAUAUUAUGUAUCCUGGAAUAACAGUGAUGGUGAAGUUUCUCUAGAACAUCCUGUUUCUAAUUUUCAAAACCAAAGUUACUGUGUAACACCUGCUAUUUCUGAUGGCCAGUCAUAUACGUUUACCAUAAGACCAGUUGACAUUAUGAACAACACAAUCAAUGAAUCUAGAACGUUGCAUAUUGAUAGUACUAAUCCACAUAUCAACAAUAUAUGGUUAACAAAGGACAGGUAUAAAAUGUUGUACGUGCAUAGCGACAUCGAUUUAUCGACAAUGACACUAUCAUUUGAAGCAUUAGAUCCACAUAGUGGACUGCACACGAUAGAGUGGCUAUUUGGGAUCGCCGAUACAUCAACAGAACUUACAAGAGGUCAUACAUCUAUAGGCCGAACACAAAAUAAAAGUUGUCCACACGAUUCCAACAUGUGUUACUGUCCAGCCGUGGGUUAUUGCGAGGUAAACCUCUAUACAAUACAACUUAAUUCACUUAUUGGACUGAACAAACACAAUGGGGAUCACAACAGGAAUUAUUACUUUACCUUAACGGUAACAAACCAAGCUAUGCUAUCGACAACAGAACGCAUCGAUAUACUUGUUGACGAUUCGCCUCCAGAAAAAGGCGUGGUCUAUGAAGGUCCUGUUGACAACGUCGAUAUAGAUUACACAAGUGAAGAUUCAUUCCUUGUACACUGGCAUGGAUUCAUCGACCAUGAAAGCGGAAUAAAAUUUUAUAAAAUUGGACUUGCACAACGUUGCUUGAAAACAAACGAUUUUUUAAAUUCGUCUCAUGACGCCCUAUAUUUCGAAUUGCCAAACACUGAAACAUCCAUUCGAUUGUUCGCAAAUUUCACUGGUAAAAGAUUUGUUACUGUAGUUGCAAUUAACAAUGCUAUCGAAGCCUCCAAGCCAGCAUGUUCCGAUGGCAUCACGAGAGAUUUGACCCCACCGCAAAUGAGAAACGUGACAUUACAACAUGCGACGUGGUCUGAAACGAUUACAUGCAUAAAUGGCAUGCCCUAUUUACUGACUGCACAUAUGGAUAAACAACCGUUGUUUAACAACACUGCUUGUUCGAGUAUCUGUACAGCAAAUUCUACGAUAUCACCAAUUGCAGAUUAUCUUCAAACGAAGUUAGCCGCAAGCACUAAUUCAGACACAGCGGAAUUUCUUUGUAAAACACUUAACCUAUACACAGACCAAACUGUGAUUUUUCUUCCUAAUGAUUAUAUCUUUAUGCAGUGGGAUAUUGAGAACGGAAACAGCCAGAUAGAAGACUUUUAUGUUGGAUUUGGAAGCGAUCCAACUGAAAGAGAAUAUCCCAAUAUAUUAGAUUACAAGUCAUCUGACAGGAAACUGAAUUUUAGACAUCAACAUGAGGCAAUAGGAUCCACUGAACUAUUUUACAUUUUCAUUAAAGCAGUGAAUAAAGCCGGUAUUACCAGUGUAGCAACACUUGGACCCAUUCUAAUCGAUGAGACACCUCCAUUGUGGCGAAGCAUUCCGAACGUAUCGAUAGAUGGGGAGAAGGUUGUAUUUGGUUGGGAAGCAGGCACAUUCUUUGAUGAAGAACAGACGGGACCAAUCAAUCAGAUAGUAUUUCAGUUCCUCCAUGGCGAGAACGCUGUAAGUCCACUCCUGGAAUGGCGAUUGGAAGCUUCUGACCCUUGCCCUCCCUUCUCUGGCGGAUGUAUCAAAUAUCCAAUUACAAAUCUUCAUUACCAAGACGUCGGCUAUGAGUUGCCAUUUUACCUGAUGGUGCAUGUCUACAAUAAUGCUGGUCAUUCUGCGACUGCUAUGACAUCGGAAUUCGUUGUGCCCUCAAUAUAUCCGCCUGGGCAUGGCAUUAUCGUAGAUCUUGAUCCAGAAAAUGCAGAUGUGUUUUCAGAUGACGUUGAUAUUCACUUCACUGAAAAUGUCAUGUGUGCCAGGUGGACCGGCUUUUCACAUACUGAACAUGUUUCGUUUGAAGCAGGCAUAGGAACAAUUGGGGAGUCUGACAAUAUUUUAGCUUUCGGUAACGUUCAAAAAGGCACAAACAUGUAUUGCCUUAAUUCAAAGUCAAUUAUAGCAAACGCACAACUUGUGUUUUUGGUAAGGGUUAACGGUACAGGGGGAUCCAAUAUAGCGGUAUCAAACGGUUUAAGAAUCUACAAUAAGGAUAUUCUACAGAAGUCAAUGAAAAUUCGUGUUGGUCGUGAUUGUUUCCAUUUUCAACCGGUUAUUAUGACCAUUUCAAACACACAAACAAAGUACGAGAUGACACAUUCAUUGAUAAUUGGUCAACGAUAUAGUUUGUACUUGGAUGACUAUGAUAUCAGAAAUGUAUUGAACAUUGGAACAAAUGACGGUUUACUUGAUAGUGGCGAUCAGUGUUAUUUUUUAACACCUUUUACUGAGAAUCCGUAUCUUAAUGUUACUUUUGUGAAUGCUACAAAAUCUUCACUGCGUUUAAAAGUCAACCAAUGUCCACGUGAUGAUAUAAUUCAAAUGACGAAUCUAAUUGAUUUGAGUUGGAAAAUAGACAGUAUUGAUAGUGACUCACGGCUUCAGUAUUCUGUGGCAAUUGCGGAAGUCCCAAAUGUCAACCUUAAAGUACUGAAUCAUAUAAUGCCAUUCCAGACGCCCGUGUGGACAAUGAGCACAACACUACAUAAUGUUGAAAUCAAAGAGCAAAAAGAAUAUGUUGCCUGUGUAAAAGUGUGCUCAAACAGCAGAUGUCUUGAUUUUAUUCAGUCCAAACCUUUUACUGUUGAACUUUCUGUGCCGCAUGCUAUGGGCCUCAGUGCUGUGUUGAAAACGAAUGAGAUAUAUGGCUGCCUAGAAUUGAAAGUAUCCUGGGAUCUCAUGAACGAUGAUUUCAAACCAGCAUUUUAUCAAUGGACAUUAAGUCGUGAUGAAGAAGGAAAUGACCAAUUACUAAAAUGGGAAAAUGUAAUCGCUAAUGCAUCAAACAACAAGGUUAAACGUUGCGUCAGUCUGCCAAUUCACGGGCAUGCCAUGUCAUUCUUGUGUGUUCGCAUGUUUUCUCUGACUGGACAUUCAAGCAUUUCGUGCGUUAAGGCCAUGAACCAGGAUCUAGGCGCGUACUCGCUUAACGCCGUCUAUGAUUUCGAUGCUUCGGACUCAAGUUGGUAUGAUGCAAAAAAGCUCUUGGAAAGUUUGGAUAUUGGAAAGCACUACAGUUUUCUCCACAAUGCAGAACUCGAUUUCGGCUUCGCGAAUUCAUCCAUCGCUGGCGCCAUGCUUUACGCUUCUAAUCGAAAUGUCACCUGGUACCUUAUGACCGUUCGACGUGUUCCAAGCGUGUGUGAUACUUACAGCUAUUGUCAUGCCUUCUUCACAACCAAUACUGGAUUUGUUGAAUUCAAGCAUAAUGACAUCAAUAUGAAUACAUUCUACUAUAUAUGUGCACAGUCUGAUGAUAUUGCAAUCCAGAGAGAAUUCUCCGAAGAAUAUUUGGCAGAAAUAUCCUCAUGUAGCAAUGGUUUUAUACUUGAUGAUGCACCGCCCUCGAAGGGAGAAAUACAAAUAAACCAUCACAAUCGUUACAUCACAAACCCUCGCAAUAUCGUCGUUACGUGGAAUGGUUUUGAUGAUAAUGUUGAUGCGAGCGUGUUAGGCUAUCAAGGAAAACUGAAGAAUUAUUACAUUGCAAUAGGUACAAGACCAGGUUCAGACGAUAUUGCAAGCAGCACGAAGCCGGGAUAUGAAUCGUUAGCUGUGCUUAGACUCCCAGAAUGGACUGAAGGAAGAAUGGUGUAUGCGACAGUCACAGGUACAGACUAUGCCGGCUUCUCCACUGUGAGUGAAUCUCUGAAGCUGACUAUUGAUACAACGCCCCCAAUAGCUGGACGUGCUAUCAUUCUGGAUAGCUUGCAUACAAGCGUCUAUGUUGGCACGAUGUUUAUUACUAUCCGCUUCGACAGUUUCUAUGAUCCCGAAAGUGGUAUAGGUUAUUUUCAAGUUGGCCUUGGUUCGAAAGAAGGAUUCACGGAUAUAAUACCUCUGACAAAGAUAUAUGAAAACACGGUGGAAUGGAACCUUGGCUAUUAUGAUUUACACAACGGACAUAAGAUCUUCUUGACUACACUGGCUGUGAACCGAGCUGGCCUUGUUUCAACACCAGUUAACCAGUUACUGAUUAUUGACCAGACGCCACCGACGAAUGGACAUGUGCUUGAUGGCCUAAGUAAAGUAAAGGAUUCGGAUUAUCAACAAGACGUGACCGUUAUAAGUGCAAACUGGAAAGACUUCUAUGACUCGGAAAGUGGACUCGCAUUUUACAGAGUAGGCCUUGGAACAGUACCUUAUGAUGACAACGAAAGAAUCAUGACUCAUGUUGAACUUAUGACAGAAGUAUCUUGGAACGCCAAGUUUGUGGCUGGCAAAACAUAUUUUGUUACGGUUGAAGCUUGUAACAAUGUAAACCUAUGCACAAUUAGAACAUCUGAUGGUAUCACGUUGGACAAUUCUCCACCCACAACAGGCGUGGUUUACGUUGGCGUGGAAGGUAACACCAGAUACGUUGGCCAAAUUUCGUCGAUUAAUAUACGAUGGCAUGGUUUUGAGGAUCCACAAUCGGACAUUGCUCAUUUUGAAGUCUGCAUUUCAUCGGAAACCGGACACUGUGAUAUUGUUGAACGAUUCAAUGCACUUCUUCAUUCGAGUGUUUUGAAGACCAAUAUUACCCUUCCUGUAAACACUCCUCUUGUUACAACUGUCAUUGCAAUAAACAAUGCGGGAUUGAACGCUUCAAAAGAUUCAGACUCAUGGUUUGUUGACGAUACGCCGCCAUACAUUACCUUACUUCCAAAAUUUAUUUUGGAUUACAACGCCGUGCAAGCCAAAAGCGGUCAAUGGGAAAAGUCAAUUAUUCGCUUGGAAUGGAUGUUUGAUGAUGACGAAAGUCCAGUGGUUCGGCAUGAAAUUGCAUUAAAAACACACCACGAGGGCCACACACCUAUGGAGCAUCUUGUGUUAGGUUCUGAACGGCAAGUAACAAUUGCUUUGGAUGGAAACAAUUGGCUACACGAUGGAGAUUCGUAUUAUGCAAUUGUGACAGGCUGCAAUGCUGCAGGACAUUGCUCCUCAAGCCGCACUCCCGACCUCCUUGUAGAUUCAACACCACCGCAUUUGGGUGGGUUUAAGGCUCCGAUGACUUGGAAAAAAUUCCGCGAUAAUAGGGGAAUUACCAUAACAAAUGUUUCUUUAACGUGGUAUGGUUUUUACGACCAGGAAUCAGAUAUUGAGGCGUAUUAUAUAACAAUGUCCAGAAAAUACAGCGGCGAAGAACUUUCAAAUGGCGUCGUUACUAUCCAAAAUGAUGGACAUGGCAGAGAAAUUCAAACAUCGAUUUUCCUAACAGAACAAUUGCUACCGAAUGAAAAAAUAAUCUUAUCGCUAUGGGCUCAAAAUAAUGUUGGCUUGAAUAGUUCCGUUGCUAGAGUUUCUGUGAACGUACUGCAGAGUUCCUCUUCUCAUGAAGUUGAAAACGACUGGGGGCCAUUAGAAAUAGAAAAACAUUCAUGCGUUGUGCAUUACUGCAACAAUGAUUGCACAUGCGCAAUAGUUGGAAGACCAUGCGUAGAUUCGAAUACAAUUUUAGAAUGCAUAGAUAUAUCAAACACUGAAGCGCUGUUAGAUGAUCGGCCGACAUUUACUGUUUCUGCUGGUCUGAAGCAUCAGAGUCUUAGUAUAUCCGCUUCAUCCGCUUGUCUUGCCGGGCAUUGGGUUCUAAACAAAAGAGGAAAAUUGAAUAAUACCGUCGAAAGAUUUGAAUGGAGUAUUGGAAUGUACGAACAUGUUGUUGGCGAGGGGGUAUUCGACGUACAAUCUGAAACUCCAUGGCAUGACAUAGGACUACGAUGGGAAUUCGUUCACUGCCUUCCAAUUAAUAAAUCGUUCUUGCACGAUGAGAAGUAUGUAGUGUAUUUAAAGGUCUGGUAUGGGCCGACCGCUUUCGCAGUUUUUAGCUCGUCUCCAGUUAUAAUUGACCUUACCCCUCCAAUCAUAAACCGUGGGAAAUUCAUUAUGGAAGGGGCAUCAUGUAUAAAGGAUGAGGAUUUUCUACAGUGGACUGAUAAUAUUACUAUAUGUUGGAAAGGAGUAUUUAGCGACCUGCAAAGCGGCAUUCAUCAUUACAGUAUCAGCGUUGGAACUUCGCCAGAAAGAGACGACACAUACAGUAUACGGGAUGUGGGUUUGGCUACGAAUAUAACUUUAAAGGACAUACGUCUGCAGCAUGGAACUCGAUAUUUUGUAACGGUUUAUGCUGUGAAUAAUGUUGGUCUACAUCUUGUGAAAAGUUCCGAUGGAUUUAUUGUAGACAAAGAUAAACCCCAGAAAGGGAUAGUUUUUAACAGUAUGAACCAUAAUAAUUUAGAGUUUCAAAGUUCAUCAAAUACGUUCAUGUUUUCAUGGCACGGAUUUCAAGAUCACUUUUCUGGAAUACAGCGUUAUUUAGUUGCAUUUUCAGAGAGUAAUUCUCUUAAAGAGCCUGAUUUACGAUAUACAGAUGUGGGACUCCAAACGCAACAUACAUUUAGCAACCUGACUCUUCAUACUGGCAAAAGUUACAUUGGAAUCGUUAAAGCAGAAGACGCUGCUGGGCAUCAGAGUGAGUUUGUGACGUCUCCAAAAGUGACUAUUGACACAUCGCCACCAACAGGUUACGAGUGUGAGUCUACCGAGCGCCUUGAAGACAAGUGGACAAUCUUACACACAAAUGGGUUACAAUCGAUGUCUGUACAGCAUAAUUUGUUUGAAGGGAAGUUAUAUUAUAUUCAAGGAAACAUUACAGGCAUUCAAAACGAAAUAUACACUUUAAUCUACAUAAAUACUAGUGUGCGGCAUGUUCCUUUAGGUAGACGUAUUGACAGCAUGUACGAAAUUAUCUACUCGUUCAUAUCACCCGCAACCGGCCAAUCAAGCAUCACAAUUGAUUUGGGCAUAAACAUAUCUAGCAAUCCAUUCAGAAAUAUAGCUAUUAUGGUAUGCAAAAAAAUGACCAUAUCUGACACCGCGGCAUUGGUUGCACGCCAAAUCGACCCGUUUGCUGUAGCUGUAUUUUGGAAUAUCGAUGACCAAGAAAGCAAUCUGAAAAUGAUUAAACUCGGUGCAGGAACAACAGAGGGUGGCUUACAGCUCCAGCCAUUAAUGGCCGUUCACACAAGGAAAAACAACUUCGUGAUCCGUACAUCAUUCAGGCAUAAUACACCUCUAUUUAUUACUAUGGUAGCUGAAAAUCACGCAGGCCUUACCAGUGUUUUCCGGCUGAGUUCUCCAACAGUUAUCGAUCAAACGUCACCUAUCGUUACUUCGUUAGAGACACGCGUUAUUGUAGAGGCAACAAAUGUUCCGGAAACACAUGACCAUGUCCGGAUUAGCACAGUGUGGGAAGUAGAAGACCUUGAAUCGGACGUUGAAUUUUGCACAUGCGCAUUAGGUCACGCGCCAUUUCUGGACGACAUUAUGUCUAGUUUUGAUUCUCAAACUGUGCGGUCCUGUUUCGCCGAUGACGUUAAGCAAGCGCAUAACUCCAAAGUCUAUGUGACAAUCAAGUGCUAUAAUAACGCACACCUCUGUACAACUGUGGUUUCUGAACCUGUGACUGUGUUCCUGCAACCUCCCGAUAUGUCUUCUGCUACUGUUCAAUAUUUACCAAUGAAUGAGCAACAUAUAGCAAGUGAUUUCGUCGGCUUAAAUGGAUUUCCAGUACAGACAAAUAAUACGUGUUUGCUUUUGGAAUGGAGCAAAGUUGGGGAUAUUUCUGAAACUAUGUCUUAUGCAUACCGAAUUCAUGAAAACGGCACGCUUCUACAAGACUGGACCAAUAUUCCUUUAAAAACUAUGCUUAGCAUCCAACACUUGGACCUGAAGUCAAACACCAUAAUUACUGCUGAAAUUAAGGCUGUGAAUGUUGGACAAUUCACAAGUGAAAGCAUCACCACUUUAAUACAAGUACACAACCUCGCACCGCCUCUCACCGGCAAUCCUGCAAGUAUAACUCGCAUUAAUGACACGCUUCUUCUUGACUGGGCGGACGUCUUCAAUACAGACCCUCAUAUUCCACAUCGCUAUGACCUAAUCAUUGGCUCUCGUGACGGGCACACCGAUAUUGCAGAUGUGGCACAUCUUAGUAAACAUGUCUAUGAAGUCAUCAUUCCGUCAUUCACGUUGGUUUCUCCCGUUGUUGACGAGCUGUUUGUACGAAUAGUUUGCACAUACAGUACAGGGUUGUCGUCGAUGUACAAAACAAAAUUCAUUAUAUAACAAAAGUAUUUCGUCUGUAUAACUAACUAUUCUUCCAAAUAAAGUGUCUGGUGUUACGUGUGUAUGUUUUUGCAUUUGUACGCGUAUGCUUUAGUUUUGAUUUUAGUUUGCUUAUAUUGGUAUGAAAAUUUUGCAUGAAAUGUAUGACAUUCUUACCACAUAACAUUGUUUUAAUGGCUGCACUAUACAUGUAUUUUUGUAUUAUUUUAUACUCUCAUCCAUUGUUUCUACUGUAUAAUACUGACUCAUACGAUAUUGAAUUUGGGAUUUAUGUGUGGAAAAAAACAAUCGCACGAUUAAAUGAUUGUUCUUUUUAUUUGCAAAUAUAUUGAUGUACUUCAGUAAACCGAGACGAAAUGUACAGUUUACUGGUAUUUGCUACUCUUCUGUGUGGUAUCGUGAGUCGGGCCGAUAUUGAUAGAGACUUUAAGUACUAAUGAAUAAUUAUCGCAUAUAAAAUAGUUGAGUUUAAAAUACACAAUUCCAGAUAAUCUGUGUGAGAGUGCGUCUGACGUAGAUGAUGUCAAGGGGUUGUGGCGAGUGCGGAUUUAAUGUCAAAAUUUUAUUGUCUAAAUCUAUGACCUACAUAUGGAUAUGAACGAGAGAAAUAAUAUCUUAUAAUAGAACCCUAUUAUAUAAAAUCUUGCUUACUUCAAUGAAACGUUUACAGAACCAUGAACUUGGCAUGAGUGUUCUAUUAACACGUCAGCACAAACUUUAUUUAUUUAUCGAUGUAUACAAUAUUAUUUAAUAUAAUUAUUUAAUAUAAUCAAUGACUAAAUAAACUAUAUGACUGUG